AUGUCCUCGAUAUUAGGGAUGAUCAAUAUUCAUUACAGAUACGAAGACUCACCUGGGCUCAGGCACAGUUGUGGUGUCUGCGGUACACCUCUGAACCAUCCACGCGCGAGGAAAUCGUGUAUUACAAGACAUACAGAGCCAUGCAUUGCGUUCCAUCACACUUUGUUCCGUGUGGGAAGAGGCCACUCGUGUGAGCCAUGCAACAAGUCCAGAGAAAUGCACUUGAAGCGACACCGCGAGCUUCUCGAGACUAUCCGUGACAUCCAUGGCAAGAUGGAACUCAAGACACCCAUUCCAAGUCUGAGUCAGAUCGAAGAGCUCAUACAUGGAUAUCGCCAUGAAAAUCUAGGAGCCAAUCGUACCGCCCUCGAUAGAGCGAUGAUUAGAGACGUCGAGCGUCGCGAGAAGCUUAGCGCAGAUAUGGAUAGACGACCUCCCGCAACCAUGGACAACGAGCUGCUCCGAGAGAUCGCUAAGAAAUUCGGAAUCAUUGUUAAAGGAAAACUACCCAAAGAUCUUCAAGUCUCAAUUCUGCGUCUUUGCGAGAGACUGGUCAAGGACAUUGACACCCUCUGUAACGAGUCCAGAGAAACGAUGAAACGCCAAUUCGGCUAUUAUCGUUAUGCUGACAAACGAUCGUUUAACGUAUUGCUCAGACGAAUCGACCCAAACAACACGGAGGAUCUUCUUGAAAUAACUGACGAUGAAGGAGGCAAUGAUGGCGAUGACGAUGAAGACGAUGAAGACGAUGCCCGGCAACCUGCCCCCCCUCCGCCUCCUCCAAAGAGAAACUCAAGAAACAGGCCUCCUUCGAGGACUACAGGGCCCAUGACCAUCACCAUCGUCCCCAACGCGCCGAGGGAUGGCCCGUUGCCUCCAAGAACUCCCAACCAUCCUAUCGGAACACCCUUGAUCAGAAAGGAGGACCGAGAGGAAGAGAGAUAUUGA
Molecule: messenger RNA, 948 nt
Organism: Talaromyces stipitatus ATCC 10500
Lineage: Eukaryota; Fungi; Ascomycota; Eurotiomycetes; Eurotiales; Trichocomaceae
Exons: 3
Coding region: 1-948 (315 amino acids)
Source: RefSeq, a predicted model, not a curated record